AUGCCGCUAAAUCUCCUGGGCUACGCGGAGAAGCCUCUGACGCUCCAGAUGUUCAUCGGGACGGCCGACGAUCGCAACCUCCGACCCCACGCCUUCUACCAGGUCCACCGCAUCACCGGCAAGAUGGUGGCCACCUCCAGCCAGGAGGCCGUCGUCGGUACUACCAAAGUCCUGGAGGUGUCGCUACUGCCCGAGAACAACAUGACGGCAAACAUCGACUGUGCCGGAAUAUUGAAGCUUCGGAACUCCGACAUCGAGUUGCGGAAAGGUGAAACGGACAUCGGGAGGAAGAACACUAGAGUGAAGCUGGUCUUCCGCGUUCACAUUCCUCAGCCCAACGGCAAGGUGGCCUCACUGCAGACCUCGUCCGUCCCCAUCGAGUGCUCCCAGCGCUCUGCCCACGAGCUGCCUCAGGUGGAGAGUUACAGUGUCACCUCGUGCCCGGUCACUGGGGGAGAGGAGCUGCUUCUCACCGGCUGCAAUUUCCUUCCGGAGUCCAAGGUCAUUUUCAUCGAGAAAGGUCCAGAAGGACGGCCGCAGUGGGAGGUGGAGGCUAAGGUCAACAGGGCGAAGAGCACAGAGUCUCUGAUCCUGGCUGAGGUGCCCCCCUAUCGCAAUCAGAGCCUCACCAGCGCCGUCCCGGUGCUCUUCCUGGUCUGCAAUGGGAAGAGGAAGAGGAGUCCUUGCCAGUCCUUCCAGUACCUGCCCGUUCUCAUUAAGGAAGAGCCGUACGAGGGUUUGGUGCUGGGCUCCCCGUCUCCGCUCAGGACCCCGGCCCGGUACCCGCUGGGCCCCGCCUCUUCCUCCCCGCCCGUCCCGCGCCCCGACCCGGCCUGCCCGGGGCCGGGGCGGGUCUACGGCGAAGCCGGGCCCUUAUCCUCGCCCCUAACGCCUCCGCCCCACUUCCUGCUCAGCCUCCUGGGCUGGGGCGAGGCCGGCGAGCCGCCGCCUCCGACGCCGCCCCCUCUGUCCCGGCCGGCCCGCGGAGGCCACCCCCCGGCCCAGCGCCACCGCAGCUGCCCCCUGACCCAGGCCGACCGCGGCCUGUCCGCUGGGCCCCCGCCCCGGGGCCCGUCCGCCUCCUACUCGCCGCCCGCCUGCUGGGCCGCUUCGCCCCCGCACGCGCUGGUGCCCGUGCCCCUGGCCACGCACCUGCCCCUAACCCCGCCUCGGUAUUCGCCCGUGCCUUUGGCCGCGCCCCCGGUCUUAGCCCCGCACGCGCCGCCCCGCCCCCCCACGCGCCCCUGGCCCUAA
Carcharodon carcharias (great white shark) is the source of this 1254-nucleotide messenger RNA. RefSeq names its product nuclear factor of activated T-cells, cytoplasmic 4-like. Lineage: Eukaryota; Metazoa; Chordata; Chondrichthyes; Lamniformes; Lamnidae. Gene Ontology annotation, biological process: regulation of transcription by RNA polymerase II; cytokine production; calcineurin-NFAT signaling cascade. The record is from RefSeq and is a predicted model, not a curated record. Bases 1 to 1254 code for a protein of 417 amino acids. Gene Ontology annotation, molecular function: RNA polymerase II cis-regulatory region sequence-specific DNA binding; DNA-binding transcription factor activity, RNA polymerase II-specific; transcription factor binding. The transcript is spliced from 8 exons. Gene Ontology annotation, cellular component: transcription regulator complex.